GCCGAUGGCGGAAGACGACAGUCAUGUUUGAUUCCUGCAGUCAAACAACUGGUCCUUGGCUUCAUUUCAGCUAAUGUGGCUGCUCCAGUUUUUACCCAGACAGCUGUUGUUCCCUUAACCAUGAACAGGACACCGCUGAAGCGGUCCGGUAUCUUGUCGAUGGCUCUGACCGGCUCCAUGGACGGACGCGGAGAGACUUUCAUUCUCCGAGCGGUCAGAAUAGCGGCGGUGGUUGCUCUGUACUGGUUCGUUUCAAUAACAAUGGUCUUCCUCAACAAUCACCUGCUGGACAAUCGGGACUUGGACGCGCCGCUGUUUGUCACUUUCUACCAGUGUCUGGUGACCGUGGGGCUGUGCUGGCUCAUGCAGCUGUUGUCCAAAGCGUGCCCGGGACUCAUCGACUUCCCUGUGGUCAGAUUCGAUUUGAAGACGUCCCGGGAAGUCCUGCCUCUGUCCAUCGUCUUCAUCUGCAUGAUCACCUUCAACAACCUGUGCUUGAAAUACGUCGGGGUGGCUUUCUACACUGUCGGUCGUUCCCUCAGCACCGUUUUCAAUGUGCUGUUUUCAUAUUUUAUCCUGAAACAGACCACGUCUUUCAGAGCCCUGGUGUGCUGUGGGAUCAUACUGGGUGGUUUCUGGCUCGGCGUGGACCAGGAAGGCAUGACCGGCGCCCUGUCCUGGUCAGGCGUCUUCUUUGGGGUCCUCGCUAGCGCCUGUGUCUCCCUCAACGCCAUCUACACCAAGAAGGUGAUGCCCGCAGUGGACGGAAACAUUUGGAAACUGUCCUACUACAACAACAUUAACGCCUGCGUCCUCUUCAUCCCGCUCAUCCUCGUGUUCGGAGAGCUGGGCCGCCUCGUAAGCUUCAGCCGCCUCGCCGACCUCGGCUUCUGGGGGAUGAUGACGCUCGGAGGGGUGUUCGGUUUCGCCAUCGGCUACGUCACAGGCCUCCAGAUCAAGUUCACCAGCCCGCUCACGCACAACGUCUCGGGGACGGCCAAGGCCUGUGCGCAGACUGUGAUUGCGGUGGUGUACAACUCUUCCAGUAAAAGCCUGCUGUGGUGGACCAGUAACAUGUUGGUCCUCGGUGGCUCGUCGGCGUACACUUGGGUCAAAAGUCUAGAAAUGCAGAAGUCUCCCCGCAGGGACCCUCAGAACUCGGCCAAGGAGAAACUGCUGCCAGGAGAGCGGAGCAACAUGGGGGUGUGAGCUCUGUAACUGGGCAGCUUUUUAUCCAUAUGGCGUGAGAAUGUAAAAUAAUGUAGCAUUUAUGAGUGCUCAGCUAGUUAAGUUAGAGCUAAUUUACAUUCUUUGUGGGGCCUUUUUUUUUUUACAGGGAUUUUUAAAAUGAAGUGUCUUUUAUGGUCUCGUCUACAAAUGAAGGAAAAUGUGUUUUCUCUCCCACGUUUGCUCAGACUGAGGUCAGUGGAGUCAUAACGAGAUAGAAACCUUUUUAAUGCCUUGUCUUUCAUUUUGAUAAUAAGAGACUUAUUAUAAUAUUUUAGUUUUCAUUUCACUGUUUCAAAUCACAGCCGUUUUAUAGAGCUAGGUCACUAUUUCAAUGUUUUACAGGAAUCUUCUGGCUUUUAAUCAUACAAAACCUUGUGUCAGCGGCAAGCUGAUAUACAGUAGGGCUUUUAUCUGCGGAGAAAACACCAUUUUUCCUACACCAUUUCACAACUAUUGCUGCUAUCAACUGGAUGUUAUUUGCUACUGAGUCAGAUUAUAAAUUAAGAUCAUCCAGCCAGUGACCUCCGGUCUAUGAAAAUGGAUUUGCAUUUCAAAGCAAAUGUGGGGCAGACUGAAAGCAAGUCCUGUUGGAAUAUUCAUGAAAAGGUCUUUGGUUUCACGUGUUGUUUGUGACGUCGGAGUGGGACUGACAGUUUAUGUUUGUGUGUCACAGCAAUCUAUGACUGCACCUGAGGUCAGGGAUGGGAAUUAAGGACUGAGCCCAGAUGGCAUGCAUGUUUUGCUUAUUUAUUUUUUGUGUGUGUGUGUGUGUGUAACAGUGACGCAUUUCAGCUCAGACGCAUGCAGAGAUAAGUCAUUCUAUCCAAUCUGCACCACGUCUUCCAUUGGUUUUCGGUGCCAUUGCUCAGGUUGAAUUUUCAAAAUUGAACCAAAAUCCAGCGCGAUGAUUCGAUAUCACUAAGUUGAAGCAGACUAGUUUUAAAUAAACAUUUGGCUGAACCAAAAA
This is a messenger RNA of Mugil cephalus (flathead mullet), 2197 nucleotides long. RefSeq names its product GDP-fucose transporter 1-like. Gene Ontology annotation, biological process: protein O-linked glycosylation via fucose; GDP-fucose import into Golgi lumen. The transcript is spliced from 2 exons. Gene Ontology annotation, cellular component: Golgi apparatus. The record is from RefSeq and is a predicted model, not a curated record. Gene Ontology annotation, molecular function: antiporter activity. The coding region runs from base 121 to 1209 and encodes 362 amino acids. Lineage: Eukaryota; Metazoa; Chordata; Actinopteri; Mugiliformes; Mugilidae.